ACCUUGUAGCAUUGAUCCCUCAGCAGCCUGAGUUAAAAUGGCAGAGGAAGACGGUUAAUGAGGUCUACAGGGACUGGCUUGCGGCGAGAGAGAGAAAACGCCGGGCAAUGUUCCGCCAAAAAAGCUUCAAAGGCAUCGUGCACAAGUUUCUACUCGACAAAGCUGUAACGGAAGAUUAUGCUUCAGAUAAUGCGGUGAUAGGUGCUCUGAUUGCUAAAGGUGUCAAGACCAUAGGCUUCACAAAUCAAGACAGCAUUAUCAGACAGUAUGAGGCGAGAACAUCGGCCUACCUUCAGCAUCACCUCCGGCGUAUCUCGGCUCCGGACAUUUUGCUGAGGCAGCAAACACUUAAGAAGCUUCAGAGUCUGAAGUCGUCGAAACACAAACUGGGCAGCAGUCAGAAGCAGCAGCUACAGCAGCAGCAGCAGGAGGAUGAGCUAAAGAAGAAGGAGGAGGAAACCGAACAGCCCGACCGCGAUCUCAAAGAGUUGACAAGUAGACGUGAUGAGAUCACCAGACGUAUUGAAGCGCUGAGGAAGAACAGGGUCGGUGUGAACGCCAAUAUUGACCAGCUCAAGAGGAAGAUGGACUUGCUGGAGAGAGACCUCAAGACCCUACAGACGAAGCAGAAAUCCACUGCUGGUGAAGAAAGCGGCCCAGAGAGAAAAAAUUUCACGAACCAGCACAAAAUCGACGGACUGAAGAGAGACAGGGACACCGUUGUCAGGAAUAUUUUUGCCCUCAGGAAGAAGAGGACCUCGCUAGAACACGGCCUUCUUGGCCUGAGAAAGGAGCAGGAUGCUAUAGACAGCGAGAUUGAAGAUCUGCAGGAGCCAGACGUGGUGGAGUGCAGCAUAGGCAAGGCGAAGGAAGUUGUGAUGGACCACGAGAUUGAUGUGUCCCGGUGGAAGACGUCCACAGUGGAUGACGUCGAAGACCUGGAGAAGAAAUGCGAGGCGCUGGACCAUGCGAUAGGACUUCUCGAGAAGCGGGAGGUCAUGGGGAGCGACGCCGGCCUUCAGACGAAGGGCGAGCCCAUGUUGACGGUUGUCGACAAUCUCAGGCAGAAAAGAAACAGUCUGAAGAGCGACAUCGACGUUCUCAAGAAGGUGGAUGGGGUCCAAGGCAGUGACGUUAUCGGUGGUGGCGACAGUGACCAGAGAAGGAAGUCCAUAGCGAGCGAUGAAGGCGUGCUUCCUCAGACGAGAGAUUCCACGGGCGACAUAGCAAUCCAAAAGAACCUAUCCACUAUGGAGGAGGACGAGAAUUCGUCAGAUCACGAGGAGGUGGGAAAGAAUGAUUAUCAACAACCUGUUGAAGCCGGAAGAGAGGAUUACAAACUGUCGCCAUUGGAACUGUCACUAUUAAACAGAACUCCAAUCAUUGCUCAGGAUGGGUACGUUCCUAAUUCAAUUAUACGGCAAAAGAUCAUGUGGAAGCCUCCUGUCCAGAUACCUUCGACAGAAGUGAAGAGGUGGGAACCGCUACCAGUGCCGGAUGUGUCGCCAGAAGGGAGCCAUGAAUCGGUGUGGUUUCUUGAGGAUGAAGAGGAACCAAUGAAAACGUGGGUGGAAUGUUUCGACACGUCCAUGGGAGAGAACAUGGGAGAGAAUGUUCCUGAAGAAGAACCACCAAGCGAGAUACCGAUGCAGAAGACUGUGUCGUCCGUGAAGCGGCAAAUAAAGGAGCAGAUGAAGGACGAAUGGGAUUUGGAACAAAUGUACAAGCAGAAUAUAGCAGGCUGGCGAAAGGAAGGCUUUAAUAAACAGAAGAAAAAGGAGAAAGCAAAGCGCACAAUGUCACUGCUUCGUCGAGUGUGUGCUCAGAGUUGGUUUCCAGAGUCAACGGAUGCAGCAGUCGCGAACCACCUUUCAUUGCAAGAAUUAAUGACUCUGCUGCUUAGCGAUGAUCCGGGCCAGAACAUUUGGGACUCUAUCAUCAGAAUUAAUAAAGUCAAAGGUAUUGUCCAAAAGGCGAAGAACAAGUUUCUCCACGUUCUCCGAAGGAAGUUGAAGAAGCCGGACGUCAAAAAGAAGAUCAGGGCUCUUAAGACAAUUCAGUCGCUCGUGGACCCGGAUCAGUAUGAACAGGCAGACGAGCUGGUGGCGGACAUCCUGCCCAGUGUCACUCACAGAAACAGAAAACUGAGUAGAGUGGCAGUUAAUACUAUAUGCAAGGUGAAAAACUUCUCAACGAAAGACCAACUGAUGGAUCUCUUGCAGCGGAAUAACAUUGUGAAAAAGGAGACACAUAAAGAGAAUGAGGAAAGUGCACUGAAAAUUAUGGAAGAGAAGAUACGCAUGCGUGAUUUAGAACGGUCAUGCUUGAUUGACAAAGAAAAGGAAACCCUGAUUGAAGAACAUAGGGUACAUUUGAGUGUAGAAGAAACGUUACGCUUGAGUGAAAAAGAAAAGUUACGCUUGGGUGAAGAAGGAAAGUUACACUUGAGUGAAAAAGAAAAGUUAAUCUUGAGUGAAGAAAAAAGGUUACGCUUGAGUGAACAAACAAAGUUAAGCUUGAAUGAAGAAGAAAAGUCACGCUUGAGUAAAGAAGACAGGUUACACUUGAGUGAAGAAGAAAAGUUACGCUUGAGUAAAAAAGAAAAGUUACACUUGAGUGAAGAAGAAAAGUUACACUUGAGUAAAAAAGAAAAGUUACACUUGAGUGAAGAAGAAAAGUUACACUUGAGUAAAAAAGAAAAGUUACACUUGAGUGAAGAAGAAAAGUUAUGCUUGAGUGAAGAAGAAAGGUUACGCUUGAGUGAAGAAGAAAAGUUACACUUGAGUGAAGAAAAGUUGCGCAUGAUUGAAGAAUGGUUACGUUUGUGUGAAGAAGAAAAGUUACACUUGAGUGAAGAAGAAAAGUUACGCUUAAGUGAAGAAUGGUUACAUUUGAGUGAAGAAGAAAAGUUACAAAUAGGAUUACGCAUGAUUGAAGCAGAAAGGUUACACAUGAGUGAUGAAGAAAGAUUACGCUUGAAUGAAGUAUGGUUACACUUGAGUGAAGAAUGGUUACGCUUGAGUGUAGAACAAAGAUCACAGUUGAGUGAAGAAGAAAGAUUACGCUUGAGUAAAGGAGAAAGGUUACGCUUGAGUGAAAAAGAAAAGUUACGCUUGAGUAAAGGAGAAAGAUUACAGUUCAGUGAAGAAGAACGGUUAAAAAGAAGAUUACACAUGCGUGAAGAAGAACAGUUACACCUGAGUGAAGAAGAACGACAAGACUUGAAGAAAGAUAGUUUACUACGUGUAACUUUCAACGAGUGGAUUGACAAAGUGAGGAAAUAUUCCCAAGAUUUGUCGGGUAGAAAAUCAUUGCAGCUGAAAGCAAAGACGGAAAAGGAAGAAUUAUGCGAGGGGACGCUUAGGAUUGCCCCGAUAAUUCCACAAGACUCGAUGCGGUCGUCCUCUUCACCCAUGGUGAUGACAACAGCAGAUGAAGAAAGACUUAAAACACGGCCAGUGGCUGGUGUAAAGGAAUCACAACAGACAAGCAGCGUUUCUUCUCUAAAAGCCAAGUCAAGUGCCAGUCUGAGUGCAGAAUCAGUUGCCAUAAUGCGAAGGUCACGUGCAAAGAAAAUGGAGGAUAUUGCCAAAACUGAAUCUUUAGUCGGCAAACAGUCUGAGGGACUGUCCACUGCAAAACUGAACAAAUAUAGCAAUGUCUCGAGGACAGAAAUGGGUGAAGCAUCUCGCACCACUCUGGGUAGCAGUAGCAUGGUCUACUCUAAGACAGACAUGGCUGACAGCGACAGCAGUGUACGAAUGCCCAUCGACAUCGAUUCGCAAGACAUCGGCGCACGGGACACCUCGGCAGUUGCCACCAGCUCAAAGGACAUUGGCAUCCACAUGACAUCAGCAGUCGACAUCGGUGCACGCGUCACAUCGCCCGUUGACAUCAGCUCAGAAGACAAUGGCACCCGCAUGACAUCUGCAGUCAACAUCAGUGCACGUGUCACACCGGCAUUUAACAUCAGCUUUGAGGACAUCAACACUCGUGACCCGUCGGCAAUCGACACCUCGGCGGUUGACACAGGCAGAGCGGCGGCUAACCUCGCCGCACGGCUGGGCAGAAUCAACCGCAGCAACCUGUCGUCAAGUUCGGCGGCCGAAAUGGCGCACCGGCUGGAGAAGCAGCUAGCAGAAGGUGUGCCGCCCACCGCCAUCAUGGAUCUGGCCGCCGGUCUGUUGGGUAUCGUGUCAGCAGACAUUGUGGCAGGAUGUACGACCAAGUCCGUGAAGAAUCUCGCCGAACAGCUGGUGGGCAAUUUAGAGUCAUCGCAGCUGUGGAAUACGGGAAAUGAGGAGGACAUCGGCACCCGCAUGACAUCGGCAGUCGGCGAGAACCAGUAUGACGCAGGCAGAAUGGCAGCUGACCUUGCCGCGCGGCUGGGCAGACUCAACCGCAGUGGCCUGUCAUCGAGUUCGGCGGCCGAAAUAGCGCACCGGCUGGAGAAGCAGCUAGCAGAAGGUGUGCCGCCGACCGCCAUCAUGGAUCUGGCCGCCGGUCUGUUGGGUAUCGUGUCAGCAGACAUUGUGGCGGGAUGUACAACGGCGUCUGUGGAAAAUCUCGCCGAACAGCUGGCGGACAAUUUAGAGUCGUCGCAGCUGUGGAAUACGCCUACUGAAGAAGGAACCAUCCCACUGGUUGCAGUGACAGUACCCGAGAACUGGAGAGAGUUUCUCCGGACACCUAGUGCCCUGGAACGGAAGCGAUUCUACAAAAUUCUUACCGACUUUGUGGAGGGCAGAAUUACGUCAGCUCAGAGCUUUCCGUCCUUUCCAGCAGGGAAGUCGUGUGAGCCCUACAGUGAACAAAAUGACCUUUGGCAAGUUGAAUCACAUCCAAGCAAAUCUAAGGCAUACCGUUCACUACAGAAGUUAAGUCCAGAAUUUCGAAGUUCUCCAGAUCUAUCUUUUGUAGUGAGAAGUCAGGAACUUACUGGUCUACGCAGCAAAGCAAGUGAGGAAUGGCAAAGUUUGAUGGCUCUUGCGACGGUACAAAGCCAUCAGAAAGUACCACAAGGCAGGAGCUCUACCAGUGCGGAACGUCACAGUUUGAUUGAUCUACCUUUAGUAAUGAGAGGACAGGAAAGUGCGCAAGGCAGGAGCUUCACCAGUGCGGAACGUCACAGUUCGAUGGAUCAACCUUUAGUAAUGAGAGGACAGGAAGGUUCACAAGGCAGGAGCUUCACCAGUGCGGAACGUCACAGUUCGAUAGAUCAACCUUUAGUAAUGAGAGGACAGGAAGGUUCACAAGGCAGGAGCUUCACCAGUGCGGAACGUCACAGUUCGAUGGAUCAACCUUUAGUAAUGAGAGGACAGGAAGGUUCACAAGGCAGGAGUUUCACCAGUGCAGAACGUCACAGUUCGAUAGAUCAACCUUUAGUAAUGAGAGGACAUGAGAGUUCACAAGGCAGGAGCUUCACCAGUGCGGAACGUCACAGUUCGAUAGAUCAACCUUUAGUAAUGAGAGAACAGGAAGGUUCACAAGGCAGGAGCUUCACCAGUGCGGAACGUCACAGUUCGAUAGAUCAACCUUUAGUAAUGAGAGGACAGGAAUUUGCGCAAGGCAGGAGCUUUACCGAUGCAGAACGUCACAGUUCGAUGGAUCAACCUUUAGUAAUGAGAGGACAGGAAGGUUCACAAGGCAGGAGCUUCACCAGUGCGGAACGUCACAGUUCGAUAGAUCAACCUUUAGUAAUGAGAGGACAGGAAGGUGCACAAGGCAGGAGCUUUACCAGUGCGGAACGUCACAGUUCGAUGGAUCAACCUUUAGUAAUGAGAGGACAGGAAUUUUCACAAGGCAGGAGCUUUACCGAUGCAGAACAUCACAGUUCGAUGGAUCAACCUUUAGUAAUGAGAGGACAGGAAGGUGCGCAAGGCAGGAGCUUCACCAGUGCGGAACGUCACAGUUCGAUGGAUCAACCUUUAGUAAUGAGAGGACAGGAGAGUGCACAAGGCAGGAGCUUUACCAGUGCGGAACGUCACAGUUCGAUGGAUCAACCUUUAGUAAUGAGAGGACAGGAAUUACCGCAAGGCAGGAGCUAUACCAGUGCGGAACAUUACAAUCCGAUGGAUCAACCUUUAGUAAUGAGAGGACAGGAAUUUUCACAAGGCAGGAGCUUUACCAGUGCGGAACGUCUCAGUUCGAUGGAUCAACCUUUAUUAAUGAGAGGACAGGAAAGACCGCAAGGCAGGAGCUCUACCAGUGCAGAACGUCACAGUUCGAUGGAUCAACCUUUAGUAAUGAGAGGACAGGAAUUUUCACAAGGCAGGAGCUUCACCAGUGCGGAACGUCACAGUUCGAUGGAUCAACCUUUAGUAAAGAGAGGACAGGAAUUUUCACAACAAAAGACAAGUUUAGAUCAUCAUUUGACAGAUCUGAAUUUGAUACUGAGUCGGAAAUUCCGUCGCAGAAGUUCUGAAAUGAUAUACAAGGAGUCGAUGAAAGACCAAACCAGACGACCCAGUGCUGGGCUCAAACCUUCACUUGACCUCAGUUCAUUGCAAAGAGCUCGGAAGUUAGAGGGAGCUCAAAUAGGAUCCAUGAAGGGGGCAGAAGAUUUUGGCAAACAGUCCAGUGACGGUGAUGAUGAUGCUGAAUUCUGGAGACGCUUUCUUUCAUCACCACGUGAAACAGAAGCAGAUUCAUUACAGAAGACUCGGAAGAUUCGCUCUCUGCGUACUUUGGUCGAGUCCCGUCUAUCAAGAGUGAAACAGGGUGGCAGCUUAUUUAAGUGGAAGCUACCCCACCCACCUCCACCCAAGUCCAUUACCCAGUCGGACAGAGUUGUGCCCCUUGUCAAGAAGGGCCACCACCACUUCUAUGAGCAUACGCAUUUAUCCGCGGAGAAAUGCCAUCAGUAUGUUUCGAAUUGCGCUGACCAAACGGAGGUACUGAAAAUUGUUGAGACUAGUGAAUAUCACCGUUACGCCCACUAUUUCUCAACAAGUAGACCUGGCGAAGAGAAAAAAGCCAAAGCUAAACCGUACCCAAAGCUCGAACUUAAACAUAUUGUACAAGAACUUUUUAUGAGAUCAUAAUACUAAUUAAAAAACAAUAAUAAUACCACCACCAUCACCACCACCACCUUGAAAAAAACACACACAGUGUAUCUGUUCUUAGACCUAGCAAUAGGUUUUUUUU
Molecule: messenger RNA, 7146 nt
Organism: Gigantopelta aegis
Lineage: Eukaryota; Metazoa; Mollusca; Gastropoda; Neomphalida; Peltospiridae
Product: titin homolog
Exons: 45
Coding region: 108-7043 (2311 amino acids)
Source: RefSeq, a predicted model, not a curated record